This is a messenger RNA of Pseudocercospora fijiensis CIRAD86, 651 nucleotides long. RefSeq lists its product as uncharacterized. The transcript has a single exon. The coding region runs from base 1 to 651 and encodes 216 amino acids. NCBI's taxonomy places the organism in Eukaryota, Fungi, Ascomycota, Dothideomycetes, Mycosphaerellales, Mycosphaerellaceae. The record is from RefSeq and is a predicted model, not a curated record.
AUGAAGCGCUCCAACCCUCCAACCGCUCAAGGCGCACGCAAGAAAAAGAAAGCUAAGAAAUCUUCUAAGCAGCAGACAACUCAGCUCCGCUCAUUCAUCUUCGAGAAUCUGCCAGGUGGAGUGCGCAACCAGAUCUACGAACUCGUCGCUUCAAACGAGACCACAUAUCUCCCGAAAAAGACUCCGCGCUUAAGCUCAACCUCGCGCCUCCUCGUGGCCAAUCACAAGAUCAGCCAGGAAUUCGCUACUAUGCUUGACGGCUCCGCUGAGAUCGACAUCACAAUCCAGAACUUCGAUUUCACCAACCUUAUCAAAUUCAUCGACACUCGCUCAGAGCUGAGCUUCAAACAUCUUGCCAAAUCGACUCUCUCUAUCGCGCUUCACUACGGUCGGCCGCCUUGGGUUAAGAAGGGAAAGAUGGCUCCGGAUUUUUAUGUGAAGCUUUUGAGAUGGUUUGAGUGCUUCAACCGCCUGGAAGAUUGGGGGGAUGCUCCCAGGACGGAGUAUUACGCCAUGGGUGGGAGUAGCCGUUCGACAGGCGAGUGGUUUGACGCUGUUGACAACUGUCAGUCAUGGCACAAUAGUAAUGGUUGGGGAGCAAUGGAGCUUGAGAAGAUCACUUGGACGCUUUUAGGGAUGGACGGACCAUGA